GGCGGGGGCGCUGGCUACGUGGUGGGCUGGGCCUGGUCUGGAACGCCGGUGGCAGGUUAGCCUCCGAGACACUGGAGCGACCCGUUUGGCAUCUCCCUGCCUCCCUCGCUCCUCACCCCCUCCCCCCAGGUCGGGGGAGGCGGCGAGUCCGGCUGAGGGUUGUGGGGCGCGGGGCAGGUCUGGAGAGCCAUGAGCAGCCCGGAUGCGGGGUACGCCAGUGACGACCAGAGCCAGACCCGGAGCGCGCUGCCCGCGGUGAUGGCCGGGCUGGGCCCCUGCCCCUGGGCCGAGUCUCUGAGUCCCCUCGGGGACGUAAAGGUGAAGGGCGAGGCGGCGGCGAGCAGCGGGGCGCCGGCCGGGGCCACCGGCCGGGGCAAGGGCGAGUCUCGCAUUCGGAGGCCGAUGAACGCCUUCAUGGUGUGGGCCAAGGACGAGCGCAAACGCCUCGCGCAGCAGAACCCGGACCUGCACAACGCCGAGUUGAGCAAGAUGCUGGGCAAGUCGUGGAAAGCGCUGACUCUGGCGGAGAAGCGGCCCUUCGUGGAGGAAGCCGAGCGGCUGCGCGUGCAGCACAUGCAGGACCACCCCAAUUACAAGUACCGGCCGCGGCGGCGAAAGCAGGUGAAGAGGCUGAAGCGGGUGGAGGGCGGCUUCCUGCACAGCCUCGCGGAGCCGCAGGCCGCGGCGCUGGGCCCCGAGGGCAGCCGCGUGGCCAUGGACGGCCUGGGCUUGCCUUUCCCCGACCAGGGCUUCCCGGCGGGCCCGCCGCUGCUGCCCCCGCACAUGGGUGGCCACUACCGCGACUGCCAGGGCCUGGGCGCGCCCCCACUCGACGGCUACCCGCUACCCACGCCCGACACGUCACCCCUGGACAGUGUGGAUCCGGAUCCGGCCUUCUUCGCCGCGCCGCUGCCCGGGGACUGUCAGGCUGCCGGGCCCUACAGCUACGCACAGGCCUCUGACUACCCUGGGCCCCCGGAGCCGCCCGUCGUCCCGGGGCACCCCAGGCUCGGUCCCCAGCCCGCAGGCCCCGCAAUGCCCGGCCUCCUGGCGCCCCCCAGCGCCCUGCACGUGUACUACGGCGCGAUGGGCUCGCCCGCGCCCAGUAGCGGGCGCGGCUUCCAGAUGCAGCCGCAGCAGCACCCGCCGGGUCCCGGGCAGCCGUCACCUCCUCCCGAGGCUUUGUCCUGCCGUGACGGCGCGGACGCCAGCCAGCCUGCUGAGCUCCUCGGGGAGGUGGACCGCACAGAAUUCGAACAGUAUCUGCACUAUGUGUGCAAGCCCGAGAUGAGCCUCCCUUACCAGGGACAUGACUCAAGUGUGAAUCUCCCUGACAGCCACGGGGCCAUUUCUUCCGUGGUGUCCGAUGCCAGCUCUGCGGUGUAUUACUGCAACUAUCCUGAUGUUUGACAGGUUCCCAGUUCAGCCCAGCCUGCAGGCCAGAAGCACAGUGUUACACACUUCCCGGAGAAGCUAAGGUUAUCCUUAGCUUCAUAUUGUUUUGUUUUGUUUUGAAGUUGUCUUGGCAUAUAAUUUAUGGUAAUUUAUUUUGUCUGCCACUUGAACAGUUGGGAGGAGAAAAAUGUGAGGUUUUGUUUUAAGAUUUCUUUAGAUAAUUGUUUCCCACAGUGUCAUUGUCAAAAGCCCGUUUCCAAGUUCCAAGUUUACCAGUUUUGAGUGUCCCAGAAAAACUUGCUCCAUUUUCUAAAAAUUUAUUGAUCAAAGAAAUUUUCUCUUCGGGUGUGAUUUUUCAAUCUUAAAAAAAUAAAAUCUGGAAUCCUA
Molecule: messenger RNA, 1782 nt
Organism: Phyllostomus hastatus (greater spear-nosed bat)
Lineage: Eukaryota; Metazoa; Chordata; Mammalia; Chiroptera; Phyllostomidae
Gene: SOX17
Product: SRY-box transcription factor 17
Exons: 2
Coding region: 190-1410 (406 amino acids)
Biological process (GO): vasculogenesis; heart development; anatomical structure morphogenesis
Molecular function (GO): DNA-binding transcription activator activity, RNA polymerase II-specific; RNA polymerase II cis-regulatory region sequence-specific DNA binding
Source: RefSeq, a predicted model, not a curated record